Messenger RNA from Somion occarium, 2327 nucleotides. The record is from the annotation of a GenBank genome assembly. Lineage: Eukaryota; Fungi; Basidiomycota; Agaricomycetes; Polyporales; Cerrenaceae.
AUCGAUUGAACGAGCUUCUUGAACUCGAUCACUACGCAUCGCUAUUUUCAUGGUCGUUCUGGUUAUUGUACACUGAAACUCUGGCAACCAAGCAAGGUUGUACGCCCCUUUGUGCAUUAGACGGACAAGGGGCAUUAUUCUUUUGAAAUUGCGUAUAAGCGCUCUUUCAGACAUGAAGCGCUGAAGUUUUGGGCACAAUGAACUUGCACUGACCCUCGCGAUCGGGGGCAAAAAAUGACAACGAAAACUCGUACUUUGAGGCCUUUUGAGGCCAGACAAAAGCAAGGUCCCCCGAUGGUCUAGAUGCUUUCGAGUUUAAGUAUGUGCCCUGCCCCUUGCAGCGUGAAUGUUCAUACAAUCAUCUCUCGGGACAUCAAUUUUUGCCGUGCGGCGCCACCAUUGCCGUAUAUAAAUCCUCGUUGCAUUUUCUUGGUUGCUCGGUCCCCUCAUCUCUCCUUUCUUUACCCCUCUCUCCACUCUCUUUCCCCUCUCGUUGUGCUGUUGUGCACCAGUCCUUCUUUCCAGACAGCUCACUCUUUUAUAGCUGUUCUUUCCCCGUGCUUUUCCAUCCAAAUUGUUCAUUUAGAAAUCGCACCGAAUCGGAAAGAUGUUUGUUUUCAAGACUCUCGUUACCGUCAUCGCUUUCAGCCUUUCAUCAGUUUCCGCUGCUCCUCACGGUCUUCGAGGAAGAUGCAAGCACACCGGGAAGGGUACCGUGUCUGCUUCUGCUGCUCCUGCAGAAGCCACUACCACCGAUGCCACCAGCACUUCGUCUGCUAGCGUGGCCACCCCCUCGGUAAGCAGCAGCGUUGUUAGUAUUUCCAGCAGCGCACCCUCCCCUUCAAGCAGUGCUGCUGCUUCCUCUGCUGCUGCUCCCUCGGCUUCGGCCUCUUCAUCUUCGUCUUCGUCCGCAUCCAAACCUGCCAGCUCUUCCUCCGCAGUCCCUGCCCCUGCCCACACUUUCGCCUCCUCCGUUCUCAACGCGCUUCUUCCUGUGAGCCGGAAUGUAUUCUGGUCCACUGCUCAGGAAGCCCCCGAGGCUCGCCCAUUGAGCGAUUCUACUUUCCGUCCAACCAGAAUGAUCCAGGAUCUCGCUCACAAUUACGUCGAUCAUGAAGGCAAGAAGGCUAUGCAAGCUCACUACCCCAAGGGCUCAUACACUUUCACUCACUCGCCCAAGGGUGGCAUUUCUUUCUACGCGCCGGGUCCCUCUGAUAUUGAUUUGACCUCUGCCAAGGAGGUCACUCUCGGUUAUUCUGUCUUCUUCGAAGAUGGUUUCGAGUUCGUCAAGGGUGGCAAGCUUCCCGGUCUCUAUGGAGGUGACAGCGACGAUGAGGCCAUCUCUUGCUCGGGUGGACGUCGCGACGACGGUUGCUUCUCCGCUCGUAUGAUGUGGCGCACUGACGGUGCUGGAGAACUUUACACUUACCUCCCUCCCUCCGCCGCCGCCAACAAGGCUGUCUGCAACGUGAAGCCUCUGUCCACUUGCAAUGACGAUUACGGUGCCUCUGUCGGUCGUGGUGCUUUCACCUGGAAGACCGGCCAAUGGAGCACUAUCAGCCAGCGUGUCCGUCUCAACGACCCUGGCCAGUCCAAUGGCGAAUUGGAAUUGUUCUAUGAGGGCCAAAGUGUCAUUAAUGUCGGGGGUCUUGUCCUUCGCGACAAGGACGUUGGCAGGAUCCGCGGUAUUCAGAUGCAGACUUUCUUUGGAGGUUCGUUCGGACAGUUCCUGGGCUUCCCCCAAGGACCAAGACGUCUUCUUCGCCGACUUCUCCGUCGCCGUCACCCAGAAGCUUUGAGCAGGCAUGCGAACGACAUUCACGACAGUCACAACACUUCAACCAUCACGCGACCCCUCUUUUGGAGAGAUUUAACACUAAGCCGGACGCCUCGAAUACCUCGACGCUCCGCUCACCGUCGUUACUGACGCGCGUACGCACACGCACAACGCGACACUACCGCUCAUUGCCCCACCCACUCACUCACUCACUCGCUCACACGUUCUUGUUGACGGUGUAGCUCAAUGCUCACCGCUUACCUCGACCUUGCAGGUCGUGCUCUUUCCUUGCUUUCAUCUAUCGUUAUCUUAUUGCUUGAUGCAUCUUUUUUCUUUCUUGCUCUGAAAUGCUUGAUCGCAUUGCUACUACUGACGACACUGGUAUCCUGUCGUACGAUACGUUGGACGUGUUGCUGGAGAGUUUAUGGUUGAUUUACCGCUCUGACGAGGCUCGAUGCUCGAGAGCUUGGAUGUCUUUACGAUGUACGCUGGAAUACAUGAGGUCCUAUUGCUCUGCAUGCUUCAGAAUCCGCGGCCCAACAACUAAAGG